Soboliphyme baturini is the source of this 471-nucleotide messenger RNA. The record is from the annotation of a GenBank genome assembly. Lineage: Eukaryota; Metazoa; Nematoda; Enoplea; Dioctophymatida; Soboliphymatidae.
AUGGGGCUUAAAUUUUCUCGUACUCUGCUGCAGAGUGGCCAAUUCUGGGUGACGUUGGUGGACAACUUUGGAGCUGGCGGCAUCCCGUUGAUAUUCAUCGUGUUCUUCGAGUCGAUUGCUCUCUCCUUUGGUUUCGGUACGAUUCAGUCUUUCGGUCGAGCAAAGCGCAUCCACGAUGCCCUGUCCGAGAUGCUCGGCUAUUCGCCGUCCCUCUACUGGUACUACUGCUGGCGCUACGUCGUCCCUGCUUUAUUACUGGCACUCUUUGUUUUCGUCGUUGUUCUCUUUAAACCGUUACUUUACGCAGAUAACGUACCGUAUGCUCCGUGGGCGACUAUCCUCGGAAUUCUGAUGUCAGUGUCGUCAAUGAUCGCCGUACCGGCUUACGCCGUAUACUUUCUGUGCACCGCCCAGAAGGGAACAUUACGUCAGGUGACCACGUCAGGCGCUGGUCGCGAGUUCGUGUUCUAA